Zophobas morio is the source of this 1043-nucleotide messenger RNA. Its product is annotated as dehydrogenase/reductase SDR family member 4-like. The transcript has 6 exons. Gene Ontology annotation, molecular function: carbonyl reductase (NADPH) activity. Lineage: Eukaryota; Metazoa; Arthropoda; Insecta; Coleoptera; Tenebrionidae. The record is from RefSeq and is a predicted model, not a curated record. Bases 97 to 945 code for a protein of 282 amino acids.
GUGUACAAGAUAAGCACGAACUGACCUUUACCCCGCCAUGACUCUCAACACUUUCCAUCUUGUUUUGACACUUUCUGUACCCCCAAACAUCUGAUUAUGCUAUCACUCUCCUUCAGUGUUAUACGCAACCUUAAACCCGUCCAAACAGUCAUCAUUACUUGCAGAAACAUGAGCGCUUCAACAACCCGCAUCGCCCGCCUGGGUGGCAAAGUCGCAAUAGUCACAGCGUCCACCGACGGAAUCGGGUACGCCAUCGCCAGGCGUUUGGCUCAAGAGGGGGCCAAAGUGGUUGUUAGUAGUCGCAAACAGAACAACGUCGAGUCGGCAGUCACUAAACUAAAGUCUGAAGGGCUAGAUGUGACUGGGCUGGUUUGUCACGUAGGGAAUGCAGACCACAGACAAAAACUCUUCGAUGCCGCUAAACAACUCGGGGGGCUCGAUAUUCUCGUGUCGAACGCAGCGGUCAACCCCUCAGUUGCCUCAGUUCUAGAUUGCGAGGAGAGUCACUGGGACAAAAUCUUUGAAAUAAACGUGAAAGCGUCGUACCUUUUGGCCAAGGAGGCGCUCCCUUUGUUGCGUCAGCGACCCUACGGCAGGAUUAUUUUCGUGGCGUCAAUUGCAGCGUUCCAGCCGUUUGACGUAUUAGGGGCGUACUCUGUCAGCAAAACGACUUUGUUGGGGCUCACGAAAGCGGCCGCGGCCCAACUAGCCCUGGAGAACAUCACAGUGAAUGCGUUAGCCCCGGGGAUUAUCAAAACCAGGUUUUCUGGGGCAUUGCAUGAAAACGAAUCCUCCAGGGACGAGGCCCUGUCAAGGAUCCCCAUGAACAGAUUGGGGCUUCCGGAUGAUAUUAGCGGAGCCGCGGCAUUUUUAGCGUCAGAAGAUUCCAGUUACAUGACUGGGGAGACCCUAAUUAUUUCCGGAGGGAUGCCUUCCAGGCUAUAAUUUUGUAAUUCUUGUUUAAAAUUUGGCACGGGUUGAGGUUACACUGUUUUUGUUAUUAUUAUAUUUUUACUUGAAAUAAAAACGACAAUUCAAAUUAA